AAUUCCUUACCCUCAGAGAUUAGCUAAAUCAAAAACCGAAGCGCAAUUUAAAAGAUUUGUAGAACUUCUGAAGCAAUUAAACAUAACCAUACCGUUCACAGAAGCCAUAACUGAGAUGCCUUCGUACGCUAAGUUCUUAAAAGAAAUCUUAUCAAACAAAAAGAAACUCGAGGAUAACGAAACUAUAACGCUUACCGCUGAAUGUAGCGCUAUCAUCCAAAAUAACAUGCCUCCAAAACUGAAAGACCCUGGUAGUUUCUCUAUACCCUGCGUAAUAGGAAAAACCAUCAUAGAGAAAGCCUUGUGCGAUUUAGGAGCUAGUGUUAGUUUGAUGCCUCUUUCGACCUGUAAGAAACUCAAUCUAGGUGAGCUUAAAGCAACGAGAAUGUCUCUUCAACUAGCUGACCGUUCAGUUAAAUACCCUGUAGGAAUGUUAGAGAAUAUCCCUGUUCGUGUAGGUCAAUUCUACAUCCCAACUGACUUCAUCAUUAUGGAUAUCCAAGAAGAUUCUAACAUCCCGAUCAUAUUAGGAAGACCAUUUUUAGCAACCGCUGGUGCAAUUAUAGAUGUAAAGCGAGGAAAGCUUACUUUCGAAGUAGGAGAAGAGAAAAUAGAAUUUAUCCUUUCCCAAUUCCUAAAAGCACCUUCUAUAAUUGACACAUGCUGUUCUGCUGACAUAAUCGACGAGUGUGUC
This is a messenger RNA of Vicia villosa (hairy vetch), 694 nucleotides long. RefSeq lists its product as uncharacterized. Gene Ontology annotation, molecular function: aspartic-type endopeptidase activity. The annotation marks the transcript as partial. Lineage: Eukaryota; Viridiplantae; Streptophyta; Magnoliopsida; Fabales; Fabaceae. The transcript has a single exon. The record is from RefSeq and is a predicted model, not a curated record. Gene Ontology annotation, biological process: proteolysis.